AUGAUAUCGCGCCAGGCCUCGGACGUCAACAUGUUGAGCAGCAUCACGGCACUUGCAGCUAAAGAGGAGUUCGACAUCGCACAUUUCAACAAGGUCGGUUUAAAUGCUAAUAGCAUCUCAGAGCAUUCAUUUUUUUCUUCUACCAUUCAGGUCCUAGAGCACUGCAGCUACAUCAAACUGAAUGACGAACAGCUCAGGGAGAUCAUGCAACGCCUGGAGCAGAGCUUUGCAGAAGGGCUUCAAAAUGAAGAGACUGCAGUGGUUAAAAUGCUCCCGUCGUUCAUUCGCGCAACUUCUGUGGGCAAGGAGAGUGGGGAGUUCUUGGCACUAGACUUGGGCGGAAGCAACUUCAGAGUACUGUUGAUCACCCUGCACGGCGACGGGAAGAAGGGAGAAAUGAGUCAUGUGACCUAUGCGGUGCCACAGGAGCUGCAGCAAGGAACUGGAGAACAUCUCUUUGACCAUGUCGCUAACUGCCUUCACAACUUCAUGGUAGAGCAAAGGCUUUCCUGCAACAAGACGCUCCCGCUUGGAUUUACCUUCUCGUUUCCUUGCCAGCAAAAAGGAUUGGCAUCGGCAUCACUCGUCGCAUGGACCAAAGGAUUCAGUGCCUCGGGCGUUGUCGGCAAAGACGUCGUUCAAUUGCUCACGGAUGCGUGUCGGCGGAAGAACAUCGCGGUCAAUGUCGUGGCGCUCGUCAACGACACCGUUGGAACAAUGUUGGCAUGCUCAUUCUUCGAUCCUGACUGCUCCAUUGGGCUCAUUGUCGGGACUGGGAGCAACGCUUGUUAUAUGGAACGCUUGGAGAACAUCAGCAAACUCAAUGGUUUGGUCAGCGUAAAUGAUGGACUUCCUGAAGAAAUGUGCAUAAACUGUGAGCUCGGUGCCUUCGGUGAUGACGGGAAGAUCGACAAGUACAGGACGGUGCACGACAGGAAGCUAGAUGCCAACUCCAUAAAUCCGCGCAAACAAACAUUCGAGAAGAUGAUCUCCGGGAUGUACUUGGGCGAGCUUGUGCGUCUUGUGUUGGUCGAGUUGGCAGAAGCAGGACUUCUCUUUUCUGGGUCAGCGGUCACCAGCAGUGCUAUUGGAAAACAAGGAUCGUUCUCAACCCGGAUCCUGUCAGAAGUAGAGAGGUAUGUGCUCGAGUCUGAAAAGCCGCUGCAUAAGAUUGGCCUGCUCUUGUCAGAUAAUGGUAUUGCUUCCCCGUCGUCAACUGACUGUGCUGUUGUGGCCUACGUUUGCUCCAUGAUCAGCUCAAGGUCGUCCAAUCUCUGCGCAGUGGCGAUGGCCACCAUUCUCCAAAGAAUUAAUCGGAAGCGAGUCGCGAUUGGCGUGGAUGGCAGCUUAUACAAGGCUCACCCGACAUUCAAGGACUUGUUGUCAACAAAGAUUGAGGCACUGACUGGUGGAAAAUAUGAGUUCAAACUAGUCCUCUCGGAGGACGGGAGUGGGCGCGGAGCAGCAGUGGCAGCAGCCGUGGCAAUUCGUUUGGCAGGUGCUGGCGUGAAGAAAUAA
This is a messenger RNA of Meloidogyne enterolobii, 1518 nucleotides long. The record is from the annotation of a GenBank genome assembly. NCBI's taxonomy places the organism in Eukaryota, Metazoa, Nematoda, Chromadorea, Rhabditida, Meloidogynidae.